Porites lobata is the source of this 2984-nucleotide messenger RNA. Lineage: Eukaryota; Metazoa; Cnidaria; Anthozoa; Scleractinia; Poritidae. The record is from the annotation of a GenBank genome assembly.
UUGUUUAGGUUGGGAGCCCACUAUAGAACAACCGGCAGUGUUGGGACAGAACAGGAGAUCCGGGUCGCACAGAUCAUCAGGCAUGAAAACUAUAAUAACCCGUUGAUCUAUAGCAAUGACAUCGCCCUGAUUAAGCUCUUAAAACCUGCAAAUCUUGGCGUAGGCAUCGGGCUUGUCUGCCUGCCUGAUAUGCAACACGCUCUUCCUUUUGACAAUUUGAACAAAAAGUGCUGGACUACGGGCUGGAGUACACUGUCCUCAGGGGGGUCCCAGCCAAAUACACUUAUGGAAGCUCAGAUUCCAUUGGUCUCCAAGAGGCGUUGUGUGAAUUUCUACCCUGGAAAGAUUGAUGAUUCGAUGCUCUGUGCUGGCCUCGAUACAGGAGGAGUUGACACUUGUCAAGGCGAUAGUGGUGGUCCAUUGGUGUGUGAGUUUAACGGUACAUGGUUUCUUGAAGGCGUAACUAGUUGGGGUUACAGAUGUGCGUAUGCUUCUAAGUAUGGAGUAAAUGUUAACGUUAGAGAUAUGAAAGCAUGGUUAACAAACCAUAUUUAUCAAGCAAUACCGCCUAAUGUUUUACCACAAAAUCAAUCGGUGUCCGCGUUAGGUAAGUACACUAAACAGCUUUUAUUAUUGUUUUACAAACCCCUGUCUAGAUCUUACAAACUGAGAAAAAGGUUCCCUUGCUCUCGACUCACCACCUAGCCAACGUUUAUUUACUGGUUUUAGGUCACUGACUAUGUAAUCGUCACAUUGUCGGUGCCAUUGCAUUUAUUUUUUACUGCCAUUGUUCCAAUACCGUUCGUCUGUAUGGGACAGUUGUGGAAAUGGGAGCAAAUUUUAUCUAGAUAAGCUAAACAGAGGUGCCGCCUGUAUUAUUGAGGGUCCAUCUAUCAGGGCUGUGUGCGUCUUGGUCUUUAAAUGUCUUCAUGGAAUGUCGUCAUUGUACUUACAUUCGGAGGUUAGGUACACUCACCAACAAGUUCAUGGCUACAACAGCAGCAGCCAUGAUUUGUUGGGUUCUCCUGGCGAAAACUGCUACGUUCCAAAGUGACGCUCAGUGAAUUUAAGAUUAAGCUCAAACGCCAUCGUAGACAAUAAUACCUGCACACUGUACAUGUUGCCUUGAUAACUCAACUGAUUGUGUAGUCUCUUUAAUGUUUAAUUUUAAUAUCGUUUUAUUACUCAUUCAAAAUAUUUCGCCAAUUCUGGUUGGCUAAAAGCACACGCAUAAUUCACCAUAACCAGUUAGUCAUGACCCAAUUGGGAAGAAUUUUGCGUUUACCGAGGAAAUGAUGUCAAAAAUGCAGCCUUCUACGGGUUAAUGAACCGUUAACCGAGAAGACCUGGGGACGAGGUUGAGUUGUUUUGAUUGUGAAAACAAAAUGGCUGACACCUCACUCGUUUCAAGAGUAAGAACUAGAGCUUGAACUAGGCUAAGUAAUGGCUAAAAAUCAUAUCAAAAACAGCAAGAAGACAACUCGGAGUGCGACAUCUGCUAUUUUGAGAAUAUUUGCCCAGCUGGACAAACCUAAACGUACACUAUCGAAGAUGAGCUUCACAUCGAUGGAUCGAUGGAGGUAUAUAGCAAGCAUGUUUUAGCUAUGUUUUUAAAGUAGGAAUUAUUUUGAAUGAAUAAUAAAACAAUUAUUGAAUUCGGCUUUCGUAUCAUAUGAAGAAUUAUGGAGAAUUAUUCUUCAUAAGAUCCUCAGCCUCAUUGAUUUCAUUAAUUGUUAAGUUUUGGUUGUGUCAGGACUUCAUUUAAAGGAGCUCUGCUAAAUUAGAUGCCCCUGGUUAAAUAUUCAUUUGAAUAAAUGAAAAAUAAAUUUGUUUAUUAGUCUUAACCAGGAAGUUGAUGUUUGGAGGAAAAAUGAAAAUGUUUGUUUGUUUAUCAUUUAUUUAACGUGUUUAGUAUGGUGCUCAUUUGACAAUGGAUUAUGCUCCGGAUGGAACCAAUCUUCUUCAGAUGAUUUUGAUUGGACACUUUCGUCUGGUUCAACACCAUCCGCGUCUACAGGCCCGUCUUCUGGUCAAGGGGGAUCAGGUCAGGUUUAGUUAUUAUGUUUCAUUUCAGUCCCCAUUUCCUCCUCACUGCAGAGGAAAUACUGCUUAAAUUAACUAUGAGUUCCCGUAGUUAUUUCAACGAAGUAAAAUUUAAUGUAACUAUGUUGCACGUAUGCAGUUAAAGUCUCUACUUAUUUGUAACUAAAUUCAAUUAAGUGCCCGUAGCCAUUCUAGUGAAGUGUAUUUAAUCUGUGUUAUACAUACAUAUAAUGAUUAAACCUCAUUAGUUAUGAAGUAUUUUACAUUAUAUGUGGAUUUUUAUUAUGCGUUUUUUUGGUCAAAGCUGGCUCUUAACGAAAAGAACCGAAGACAACUUUUUUGUUGACAUUUCUUUUAAAAGAUGCAACAACAACAUGUAAACAAUCAAAAGCAUAAACAUCAAAACCACAACAAAUCACUCACUUGCGGUUCAUAGCACAAGACAAGGCUAAAACUUUAUUUUUACACCACACACAAAAAACAAAAACAAAACAACACGACGUUACUACUGAGUAUGUAAGAUACUUAAGGUACAACAUAGAAACAAAUAGCUAUAAAGCUAAUCUAGGUAGGAGUCAUUAUACACUUUAAAAACAAUAAAAGAGGUUAUUACAUGGAUGCACAUCCAGCUGUCCAGUCGUCCUUUUUUGAUAGUUUGAGUAAUAUUUCCCUUCUCCUCUUUCCUUAAAGGAAAAUAUAUGUACAUUGAAACGUCGUCCCCAAGAAGACCCGGCGACAAAGCCAAGCUUAUUCUUACUGUUCCAAACAACGGAGAAAUGUCGUGCCUUUCAUUUUACUAUCAUAUGUAUGGCGCUACAGUUGGAACUCUCAACGUCUUCAGCGGAAACAGCAAAGUCUUUAAUAUUUCAGGACAUCAGAGUACUAACUGGAUUAUGGUGGAAAGAAACAUAAUUCUGAAUGGAGUGGUGAGAGACAAAAAA